AUGCAAGCUGAAUCAGAAUCUGUUACUCCUAACUCUACAAAGGAGGAAGUAGACGGUAUGCCAACACAUAGAGUCAGCACUGCUGGCCACGGUAACGAGUUUAUCAUUCUUGGAAACCGUAAAUACUACCGUCAUGAACUUAUGACUGCCUUUGCUGGUAAUUUCAACCCAGAAAGAUAUGCCCCAUAUCCUGUUCAUCAAUUUGGUAAUGCUUCAGCCUUGUCACUUUCAGGUUUCGGAAUUUCAGCAUUCUGUUUGGGGUUGUAUUACGCAGGUGCUAUGGGUAUUAAAACUUCUGCAGUUGCUGUUUCAUUGUGUGUGAUGUAUGGUGGACUUGUACAAUUACUUGGUGGUGUUUGGGAAUUGGCUAUUGGUAACUCAUUUGCUGGUUGUGCUUUCACAUCAUUUGGUGCCUUUUGGAUCGCAACUGGAUGUACCAGUAUUCCUGCCUUUGGAAUUGCAGCAGCUUACGCUGACGAUCCAGCAAUGUUUGCAAAUGCUCAAGGGUUUUAUUUGCUUGGUUGGAUGAUCUUCUCGUUCCUUUUAUUAAUGUUGGUUUUGAAGGCUACAUGGCCUUUUGUUGCAUUGUUAACUAGUUUGACAACUACUUUUGCUGUAUUGGCUGCAGCAAACUUCACAGGUAAACCUAACGUACUUACCGCUGGCGGUGUCAUCUGUGUUAUUACUGCUUUUUUUGGUUGGUACUGUGCUUGGGCGGGUGUUGCCAAUAAACAAAACUCAUACUUCACGCCAUUGGACUUGACUGUUCCCAUCUUUGGUAAGUCUGUUAGUUAA
Lizanozyma spartinae is the source of this 795-nucleotide messenger RNA. RefSeq names its product acetate uptake transporter family protein. The record is from RefSeq and is a predicted model, not a curated record. Gene Ontology annotation, cellular component: plasma membrane. The transcript has a single exon. The coding region runs from base 1 to 795 and encodes 264 amino acids. NCBI's taxonomy places the organism in Eukaryota, Fungi, Ascomycota, Pichiomycetes, Serinales, Debaryomycetaceae. Gene Ontology annotation, molecular function: acetate transmembrane transporter activity.